UAAAGUUCUAACAUUCACAUACUUAAAAUAAUACAGGUUAACCAUGAAGUUUAUGUAUCUUGCAUUCCUACUUCUAUUUGUUUUCUCUAGCCAAUUCUUGCUUGGAGGAGCAGAUGCUUCCCCCAGACAAGUGAUUGACACAGAAGGCAAGAAAGUUCGAGCUGGCGUAGAUUACUAUAUCCGACCGGUCCCAACAACCCCAUGUGAUGGGCGUGGGCCGUGUGUGGUUGGAAGUGGCUAUGUUCUCAUAGCAAGGUCAUCCAACCACACUUGCCCUCUUAGUGUUGCGGUGGUGGAGGGUUUCCGUGGCCUAGCAGUCACAUUCAAACUUGUUAACCCUAAAAAAGGGGUCAUUAGGGUUUCUACUGACUUGAACAUCAAAACCUCCCUAACUAACACAAGUUGUAGUGAGUCCACGGUCUGGAAGCUAGAUGCCUUUGAUGAUUCAACUGGACAGUGGUUUGUGACCACUGGUGGUGUGUUGGGAAACCCUGGCAAGGAUACCAUCGACAACUGGUUCAAGAUUGAGGAGUAUGAUGAUGAUUACAAGCUCGUGUUUUGCCCCACAGUGUGCAACUUCUGCAAGCCUUUGUGUAGGAAUGUUGGGGUGUUUAGGGAUAGUAAUGGGAACCAGCGCGUGGCUCUCACUGAUGAGCCUUACAAAGUUAGGUUCCAGCCAUCUGCUUGAAGCUUCAUUAAUGCAUAUGCAUGAAAAAAGAUAUGUAAUUAAUGAGAACAUGAUAUUUCAUCUGGAAAAUUAAGCAUCAUCAUCAUGCACGAAUAAAAUUGAUGCUUUUGUCAUAUUCUAUUUUUGUAUGAAUAAAUUACGUAUUGAUAUCUUCUGAUGAUUAA
Molecule: messenger RNA, 852 nt
Organism: Glycine soja
Lineage: Eukaryota; Viridiplantae; Streptophyta; Magnoliopsida; Fabales; Fabaceae
Product: kunitz trypsin inhibitor 2-like
Exons: 1
Coding region: 44-688 (214 amino acids)
Molecular function (GO): endopeptidase inhibitor activity
Source: RefSeq, a predicted model, not a curated record